GAUUCCGUCGUCCUCCUCCGCCUCUCCUCCCCCCCCCCCCCCCCAACUCUAUCUGCAACUCUCUUUCUCUUAAAGAAGAAGCAACAACGACUCUUCCUCUCUCUCCCUCUCUAAAACACAGAGCGCAGCUUCUCACUCACUGAGCCAUUGCUUAAAGGCUUUCAGCAAAUAAAAAAUAAAAAACAGCAAUGCCCUUCGCUUUUGCCCAUCAGAGCAUGUGAGCUCUGACAUAUUCUUCUUCUUCCUCUUCUUCUUCUUCUUCUUCUUCUUCUCUCUCUAUCUAUCACUCUUCUUUGUUUUUAUUUCUCUGUCUCUCUUUCGCUGGAGAGUUCGGAGAAGGCAGCAAUGGCGGCGUCAUCGUCUCGGGGGCGGAGCAGCUCGCCGUUCCACUACCGGCGGCCAUCGACGAGCUCGUUCUCGUCGACGUCGUCGUCGUCUUCGCUAAUGAACGGUCGGCUGAUGCCCCGCUCGUGCUCGUCCUCCGCCUCGUCUUUCUACGGCGCGGCCAACGGGUACGGGUCCAGAUCCAUGACGCCUAGCCGGGCCAGAGCCGAUUCAAUGUACCCUGGCUCGAGAAGCUACGGAGGUCUGCCGGCAGUUGGAUAUGCGUCUGCGGAUGAGCUGAUGGGAGAGCAGAUUAUUGAAGCUCCGAGAUCGGGCGAUAGCAUUUCGGUGACAAUUCGGUUCAGGCCGUUGAGCGAGAGAGAAUUUCAACGUGGAGAUGAGAUUACUUGGUAUGCAGAUGGCGAUAAGAUUGUGCGCAACGAGUACAAUCCAGCUACUGCCUAUGCAUUUGAUAGAGUUUUUGGACCAUCUACAGCCUCCCACGAGGUCUAUGAAGUAGCUGCUCGACCUGUUGUCAAGGCUGCUAUGGAAGGUGUCAAUGGAACUGUGUUUGCAUAUGGCGUUACAAGCAGUGGGAAAACGCACACUAUGCAUGGAGAUCAAAACUCUCCAGGUAUUAUACCGUUGGCUAUAAAGGAUGUUUUCAGCAUCAUUCAAGAUACUCCAGGAAGAGAGUUCUUACUCCGCGUGUCAUAUCUUGAAAUCUACAAUGAGGUUAUAAAUGACUUGCUCGAUCCAACGGGUCAAAAUUUGCGUGUUAGAGAAGAUGUACAGGGCACUUAUGUUGAGGGUAUAAAGGAAGAAGUUGUUUUAUCCCCUGGGCAUGCACUUUCUUUUAUUGCUGCUGGAGAAGAACAUCGUCACGUUGGCUCAAAUAAUUUUAAUCUGUUGAGCAGUCGCAGCCACACCAUAUUUACACUGAUGAUUGAAAGUAGUGCCCAUGGUGAUGAAUAUGAUGGAGUAAUCUUUUCCCAACUUAAUCUUAUUGAUCUUGCUGGAUCUGAGAGCUCAAAAACUGAAACAACUGGAUUGAGGAGAAAGGAAGGAUCUUACAUAAACAAGAGCCUCCUAACUCUUGGAACUGUAAUUGGAAAACUCAGCGAGGGGAGGGCAUCCCAUGUUCCAUAUCGAGAUUCUAAGCUUACUCGCCUCCUGCAGUCUUCACUGAGUGGCCACGGACAUGUUUCUCUCAUUUGCACAGUUACCCCUGCAUCAAGUAAUAUGGAGGAAACUCAUAAUACUCUUAAGUUUGCAAGCCGGGCAAAAAGAGUGGAAAUAUAUGCUUCACGUAAUAAGAUUAUUGAUGAAAAAUCUUUGAUUAAGAAGUAUCAAAGAGAAAUCUCAGUUCUUAAACAUGAACUUGAUCAGAUGAGGAAGGGGGUGCUUGUUGGUGUUAGUCAUGAAGAAAUUUUGACCUUGCGGCAAAAGUUGGAAGAAGGUCAAGUGAAAAUGCAAUCGAGAUUAGAGGAAGAAGAGGAGGCCAAGGCUGCUCUCAUGAGUAGAAUCCAGAGGCUAACAAAGCUCAUACUUGUUUCUUCAAAAAAUACGAUUCCUGGAUGUUUAAGUGACAUGCCCAGUCAUCAACGGAGUCAUUCUGUUGGUGAGGAUGAUAAAUUGGAUGUGCUGCGUGAGGGUUCUUUGGUUGGAGAAAGUGAGAAUCAAAAAGACUCUCCAUCUUCUGUUUCCAUGGUUCCUUCAGAUCCAUCUUAUGAUUUUAGACACAGAAGAUCUUCAAGUAAGCGGGCUGAAGAACUAUCAACAGCCAGUAGUACGAUUACUGAAGCAACUCAAGUGGGUGAAAUUAUCCGUGGUUCAAAACUCCCAUCAGGUGGGAUAACAAUGUCAGAUCAGAUGGACCUUCUUGUUGAGCAAGUGAAGAUGCUCGCUGGGGAGAUUGCAUUUGGUACCAGUACCCUGAAACGCUUGGCUGAGCAGUCUGUGAAUGAUCCUGAUGGAUCGAAAACUCAAAUCCAAAACUUGGAGCGUGAAAUCCAAGAAAAGAGGAGGCAAAUGAGGGCCUUAGAACAACGCAUUGUUGAGAGCGGUGAGGCGUCAAUUGCUAGUGCUUCACUGGUUGAGAUGCAGCAGACAGUAAUGAGAUUGAUGACCCAGUGUAAUGAAAAAGGUUUUGAGCUGGAGAUUAAGUCUGCAGAUAACCGUAUUCUCCAGGAACAACUGCAGAAUAAGUGUUCUGAGAAUGAGGAAUUGCAAGAGAAAGUAGAGCAUCUGCAGCAGCAGCUCGCAUUGGUAAUCAGUGAUAAAUCAUCAACUUUGGAGCAGUGUGCAUCUGAUGAAUAUGUAGAUGGAUUGAAAAAGAAAAUCCAGUCUCAGGAGAUUGAGAAUGAGAAGCUAAAGCUAGAACAUGUUCAGCUUUCGGAAGAAAAUAGUGGAUUACGUGUACAGAAUCAAAAACUGGCUGAAGAAGCUUCUUAUGCGAAGGAAUUGGCCUCUGCUGCUGCUGUUGAGCUGAAGAACUUGGCUGGUGAAGUCACCAAGAUCUCGUUACAGAAUGCAAAACUAGAAAAAGAAUUGUCAGCAGCUCGAGAGUUGGUCCAUUCUAGAGGUGCUGGUAUUCAAAAUAGUAAUGGUGGUAAUCGUAAACUCAGUGAUGGCAUAAAACCUGGGAGAAGGGGCCGACUCUCUGGCCGAGCUAAUGAAAGUUCAGGAGCAGCGUAUGAUGAUUUUGAUUCAUGGAAUCUUGAUCCAGAAGAUUUAAAGAUGGAAUUACAGGCAAGAAAACAACGGGAGACGGCUCUUGAGGUUGCCUUAGCUGAAAAAGAAUUUGUAGAAGAUGAAUGCAGCAAAAAGAUUGAAGAGGCAAAGAAGAGGGAGGCAGCUUUAGAAAAUGAUUUGGCAAACAUGUGGGUGCUGGUUGCUCAGUUGAAGAAAGAGGGGGGAGCCAUGCCCGAGAUAAAAACAGAGAGGCAUGGUGAUGGGAUAGAUCAUUCGAGUGACCCAAAAACAAAUGACAUUGACAACAAGGAUACUGUCCUUAAAGAGAGACAACCAGCGGAUGUUACUAAACCAGUUCAUGACAUUCCCAAGGAAGAACCUUUGGUGGUUCGCCUGAAGGCUCGAAUGCAAGAGAUGAAGGAGAAAGAGCUGAAGCACCCUGGGAAUGGAGAUGCAAAUUCCCAUGUUUGUAAAGUGUGUUUUGAAUCACCAACUGCGGCAAUGCUUCUCCCUUGCCGGCAUUUUUGUUUGUGUAAACCCUGUUCGCUUGCCUGUUCCGAGUGUCCAAUUUGUCGUACAAAGAUUGCUGAUAGGAUUUUUGCCUUCACUUCAUGACACUUCAUUCUAUGGAUCCCCUGAAUGAAGGGAUUCGUGAACAUCCAGCUGUCUUAGAAAAUCCCACCUGUUGUAGCGGGGCAAUUCUUUCAUUUGUAUGUAACCGUUUAUAGAAGAGAUAUCAAUAUUUUCAGCUGUACGCGUCUCUCCCCACGAGGCUGUAAAAUAAAAGAGAACGAACACAAGGGAAAUAUUCCACCCCACCCCAUAAACAGAAGAUACGAACAGUAUAUCCGAAGUUCUUUACAUGCCGGAUGGUUCUUUGUUAUUUUGUUCCUUUGAAAAUGCAGCCGCGUGCAGAAUGUUGUGAUAUAUUCUUUCACCCUCCAUAGCCUUGUAUAGAAACAAAACCACUGUAAGCUUCCCUAAGAAGCAUCCUUUGCCCCCCCCCCCCCCCCCCUCUUCCUUGCCCAAACACAAACAUGUUUAUUUUAUUUUAAUUAUUAUUUAAUUGUUUAUAGUUGGACUUA
This is a messenger RNA of Malania oleifera, 4103 nucleotides long. Its product is annotated as kinesin-like protein KIN-7D, mitochondrial. Gene Ontology annotation, biological process: microtubule-based movement. Gene Ontology annotation, molecular function: microtubule motor activity; microtubule binding; ATP binding. The transcript is spliced from 25 exons. The record is from RefSeq and is a predicted model, not a curated record. Bases 346 to 3633 code for a protein of 1095 amino acids. Lineage: Eukaryota; Viridiplantae; Streptophyta; Magnoliopsida; Santalales; Ximeniaceae.